CACUACAGGUAAAGUCAAUUUUUAUUUUAAAAACAAAAGCUUUUUUUUCAUUUAUUUAGGUUGGUAAAAUACCUAAUGAACUUGAAGCAUUACAAACGCAAUUAGACGAAAGUGCAAAACAAACAGCAGCUAUGCUAGUUGAUAUUGAAAUUUAA
Rotaria sordida is the source of this 155-nucleotide messenger RNA. The record is from the annotation of a GenBank genome assembly. NCBI's taxonomy places the organism in Eukaryota, Metazoa, Rotifera, Eurotatoria, Philodinida, Philodinidae.